AUGGGCGAAACCGUGAAGAAGGAAGUGGAAGACGGAGAUUCGAGCAGAGCUUCUCCGAUGCCGCAUGACGACUCCAAAUCCGCCGGUGAAGACGACGCUGCUACUCUCACUAGACUGUCUCUCUCUCCUGACUCUGCUUACGCUAACCCCAACACCGACCUUAUUCCGAUCUCGGUGCCGCUGGACAUUCCGAUUGAAAAGAGAAAGAGGCGUUUGAAGAUCAAGCUCUCCUGUUCCGAUUCCAAAAUUGAUCAUGCAAUGUCCAGUCAUGCAGGGAAGUGCAUAAGUUGUGGGCAACAUGAGGCUAGGACGGAUGUGCUGAGCACUCCUAAGGAAGUCAAGUCACCAGCUCUGAUUCGUGCUGAAGAAAUUCAAUCAAAUUUGGAACCUGAAUUUCCUAGCUUUCUGAAAGCUUUAGUCAGAUCACACGUCGGAAGUUGCUUUUGGAUGGGUCUUCCUGGGCCUUUUUGUAGAGCAAACUUACCUCAAGAGGAUACUACAGUUACUCUGGAAGAUGAGGAUGGGAAGGAAUUCAACAUCAAGUACAUUGGAUAUAAGACGGGAUUGAGUGCUGGUUGGAGACAAUUCUGUGUUGCCCACAACUUGCUCGAAGGAGAUGCUUUAGUAUUCCAGUUAGUUGGAAACUGCAGAUUCAAAGUUUACAUAAUAAGGUCCAAUGAUUUGGCCGAAGUGGAUGGGGCUUUAGGUCUACUGAAUUUGGAUGCUCAUAUAAAACAAAAUGGCGCAGAUUUCAUGGAACAAAAGGGUAAUGUAAAUGCAGUAAUGGCCAUUGUACCCAGCAAAAGUGCCAAGAAAAGGCGCUGUAAAGUUCCCCAAUCAUCUUUCCUUCGAAAGAAGAAGAGGAAGCCUAGCAAGCCAAGAUCAUCAUUUCAUGACGGGCAACCACCAGCUGGGCAAUCUGAAAACGACAGCGAAGAAGUUGGUUCUGAAGUCUUGGAAGGUUUCAAAUUAUCCUUUCCUGGACUUAAGUUUGAAGAUAUCCAAAGCUUUGAGGACUUUAGCAUUGUGAUCGAAGGGUUAGUCUUAGAUUCUGAACUAACUGAAGACGUACGAAGAAAGUACUACAAGCUCUGUUGCUGUCAAAAUGCUUUCCUUCAUAAAAAUCUCAUCAAGGGGCUCAAUUUCAAGCUGAUUGCUGGGGUCAUUUCUGAAACCAUUAGUAUUGCUGAUGCCAUGAGAGGUUGCGAUCUUUCAACUUCACAGGAUGAGUUUGCUACCUGGGAUAAGACAUUGAAAGCGAUUGAGCUUUUCGGUAUGAAUGUCGGGUUUCUACGUGCUAGGCUAACACACCUUGUUACCCUUGCCUUUGAUUCUGAAGAUGCUGCAAAAACAAGAAGGUACAUGGAAGCUAGAACUGAGAGACUCCACAUUGAAGAUGAGAUAAGAAACAUAGAAGCAAAGCUUGAAGGACUGAAAGCAACGCAUGAAAGGUACGGAUCUGAUGUCGAGAAUCUGAAAACAAGAGCUGAAAGAUACGAGGUCAGGUUUAACCGGGAGGUUCUUGCUCCAUGGUAA
Molecule: messenger RNA, 1536 nt
Organism: Linum trigynum
Lineage: Eukaryota; Viridiplantae; Streptophyta; Magnoliopsida; Malpighiales; Linaceae
Source: the annotation of a GenBank genome assembly